CUGCACCUGCUCCAUCACUCUCAAUCCACAGACACUGUGGUACAACGCAAUGUCCAACAGCAGCUCGAUAUGCUCAAUGGUCAUCAAUCAUUCUGCUGUUAUCUUGUACAUAUACUCAGUGGAAUGAAAGAAGAACAGGAAGCAAGUCGAUCACUCGCUGGCUUGAUAUUGAAAAAUAAUGUACGGUCUCAAUGGGCAAAAUAUCCUGAUGAUGUUCGGGAGUUUGUAAAAACAAAUACAUUAGCGAGCAUAGCUGAUCCAAGUGCCUUGAUUCGCGCAACUGUUGGGAUUAUAAUUACUACAAUAGUUGUUGAAGAAAGUGGAGUAGGUCAUUGGCCAACUUUGUUGCCAUACUUGGGGCAUCUUUUAGAUCAACCGGACCCAAACAUGCAAGAGGGUGCUAUGGGUGCAAUACAAAAGAUCUUUGAAGAUUCCGGAGAUCGUUUAGACACCGAACAGCACGUACAUCCGCUGAUGCCAAAAAUCUUGUCUUUUUUUAGUUCUGAAAGCGCCAAAAUGAGGGGUUUAUCUAUGAAUUCCGUCAACAGUAUUCUUAUGAUAAACAACGAUCCUAUCAGCGCAGUAAUUGACGAGUUCUUGCAGCAGCUAUUCGGCCGGGCGCACGAUCAAGACCCAGAAGUUCAAAAACAGUUAUGUCGGUCUCUUACAUUAUUACUGGACAGCCAUUUUGAAAAAUUGGCUCCACAUCUUCCCAAUGUUAUCGAUUACAUUAUCAUGAAGACUCAGAAAUUGUAA
This is a messenger RNA of Strongylus vulgaris, 756 nucleotides long. The record is from the annotation of a GenBank genome assembly. NCBI's taxonomy places the organism in Eukaryota, Metazoa, Nematoda, Chromadorea, Rhabditida, Strongylidae.